Messenger RNA from Pristis pectinata (smalltooth sawfish), 1011 nucleotides. RefSeq names its product serine protease 55-like. Bases 1 to 1011 code for a protein of 336 amino acids. The transcript has 6 exons. Gene Ontology annotation, molecular function: serine-type endopeptidase activity. Gene Ontology annotation, biological process: proteolysis. The record is from RefSeq and is a predicted model, not a curated record. NCBI's taxonomy places the organism in Eukaryota, Metazoa, Chordata, Chondrichthyes, Rhinopristiformes, Pristidae.
AUGGCUUCCUUCUUUGUCGCUCGGCGAGAAGACCCCCAGCGGCCAAAGAGGUUGAAUCCGCAGAUCAUUGGAGGCAGCGACUCCAGGCCAGGAGACUGGCCCUGGCAGGUCAGCGUGCAGAAGGACAAGACACACAUCUGUGGAGGAUCCAUACUGGACAGUUGGUGGGUGUUAACCGCAGCACACUGCGUCAGGAAACUGAGAGCCCUUCCAAGUGUCCGGAUUGCUGUCGAUUCCCGGAUGGUCCCGGAUGCGUUAGCUUGUACUGGACUGACAGUACCUACGCAAUGGGGGAGAGAGCACAAGGUGGCAGAAGUCAGGGUUCACCCUGACUUCAACCUUUCCACCUUCGAGGCAGACGCGGCCCUGCUCCAGGUGAAGCCUCGCAUCAAGUUCAGUCAGAGCCAGGACCCAGUGCUGCUGCCUCCAGACGAAGAGAUGGACACCAGCUCCUGGGCACCCUGCUUUGUCAUCGGAUGGGGUGUGACCAGAAACGAGAAGCGACCGGCCAUCCUGCAGGAGGUGGAGGUGGAGCUGAUCGACUGGCAGCACUGCCAGAAGUGGGCGCCCGGGAUCACCGAGAACAUGGUGUGCGCCGGCUUCGAGGAAGGCGGGAGAGACGCCUGCCAGGGUGACAGUGGCGGUCCGUUGAUGUGCCAGGGUCCAAACUCGGAAUCGUGGAUACAGAUCGGGAUUGUGAGCUGGGGGAGCGGCUGUGGAGAGUCCCGAAGCCCAGGGGUAUACACGCUGCUGUCAAAGUACGUCGACUGGAUCAAGAACUCGACCUCUGAGGCGGGUAAACCUUACACCCCCAGGCGGGAAAACACAAACAAGCCAUCGAGAGAAGAAUCGGACCCAAACUCUACACCCGAGCUCAUGGCGAUCUUCAGAAGGGAGAUGAAUCAGAGUGUGGCUGAAUCUUUCACCAUCUCAGGAAGCUGUCGAAUAAGAGCCUUCCUCUCAAUGAUUACAGUUACCUGGAGAAUUCUGAUCUACAUGAUUGAUGAAUAA